CGCUGCACCUGCAUCCCUGAUCCAAAUCAACACAUGUACCCAAUUGGUGAAGAUGACGCCUGUGACAAGACAGAGGCGGGGUGUCUGCAGAGAGCAGUGGAAGGGAAAGAUGCCUCUGAUGAAGAGGAGGAUGACAGAGGGAUGAGAGAGGAAGGACAGGGCUGCCUGUUGGAGGUGAAGAAGAGCCGACUGCACAGCUGUGGAAAAGGAUGUCAGAGCCAUAUGGGUUCUCAGAGUCACCUGCAUGAUAGAAACUUCAUCAGCACUUUUAAGGACAGCAGGGGGCGCUACAGCCAGAAAGGACCAAACCAAGAGCAGCCAGAGGGAGGCAGCUUUGAAAAAGAAAAGAGGCCUAAAGAAGAGGAGGACAAGAUGAGGCCGGAGGAGAAAGCACGUCUGUCUCUGCUGGAGGACAAACUCACUGAUGCUCUCACACUGCUGCUGCAGCUACGCAACAAGAACGUGUCCCGCAGGACCCUGGGGAAGAUAGUGAUGGAUACUCUGGAUGUGUGCAGGACUGGAGAUGGUCCCUGUCAGGUUCUGCAGGUCGCCGACGCUCUCUGUCUCCGGCUGUCCUCCAGGGAUCUGCUGGGAAUCGGAGGGGAGGAUGAAGGAGGAGAGGGAGAGAAAGGCCUGGUUUCAUCUUCAGGGUGUCAAACCAGCAGCGGAAACCCUCUGCUCAUCUCCUGUUAGAUAAAGAUCUGAUAUUCAACUUUAAAGGUCACCUAUUAUACUGUUUUUCAUCAAUAUAUUAUAGGUCUCA
Messenger RNA from Notothenia coriiceps (black rockcod), 763 nucleotides. Its product is annotated as EF-hand and coiled-coil domain-containing protein 1-like. Bases 34 to 693 code for a protein of 219 amino acids. NCBI's taxonomy places the organism in Eukaryota, Metazoa, Chordata, Actinopteri, Perciformes, Nototheniidae. The transcript has 6 exons. The record is from RefSeq and is a predicted model, not a curated record.